GCAUGCGCACCAUCAUGGCCGACGCAGGCUGGUUAGAGUCUGUAAAGCGUUUGAAAGGUGUUAUUUUGGACCUUUGCGGUGUUUUAUAUGACAGCGGGGAGGGUGACGGAGUGGCUAUUGCUGGCUCUGUGGACGCAGUGAAAAAGCUCAAAUCAUCUGACCUGAAGCUGCGCUUCUGCACUAAUGAGACUCAGGCCACUAGAGAGAAGUUUGUAGCAAAACUCCAAAGACUGGGCUUUGACAUCUCUGUUUCUGAGGUCUUUUCUCCAGCCCCUGCAGUCAUUGCUGUUCUCAAGGAGAGAGGAUUGCGACCUCAUCUGCUGGUGUAUGAUGGGCUUCUCCCUGAGUUUGACAUAGUUGACCAGACCAACCCAAACUGUGUGGUGAUAGGCGAUGCAGCCGAAAAAUUUUCUUACCAGAACCUGAACGAUGCCUUCAGAGUCCUCAUUGAUUUGGAGAAGCCAGUGCUGUUCUCACUGGGCAAAGGGAGGUACUACAAGGAGACGGAUGGUUUGAAACUGGAUGUAGGAGUUUAUAUGAAGGCUCUGGAGUAUGCUUGUGAUUUGGAGGCUGAAGUAAUCGGAAAGCCGUCACAAUCCUUCUUCCAGGGUGUUCUCAAUGACAUGGGGCUUCAACCACAUGAGGCGCUGAUGAUUGGCGAUGAUCUUGUAAAUGAUGUAGGCGGGGCCCAGCACUGCGGAAUGAAAGGCAUACAAGUCAGGACGGGCAAAUACAGGCCCAGUGAUGAGCGGCACCCUGCAGUGACAGCUGACGGUACCGUGGACAACCUGGCCCAGGCAGUGGACAUGAUCCUGGAUCAUAGACGUCACUGAGACUGAGGCGGAGGACUCGACAUUUCCUCAGUACUGACUCGAGGUGACUGAAUUCAUAAAGUGUUUAAGCACUUUUAAACCAAGUCUGCACUCGGAGCCAAUGUGAAGAGAGCAGUUUGACCCACGUUAGCCUGGUGUAUGUGGAUAUCGGACCUGCACACCGAUGAGAUACGUCACACUAAAGUAGCUAAUGUCUGCUGUUCAAACAGCUGUAAUGUAACAUGUUAAUAAUAUGAGCAAACAUUUAUGUAGUGAAUAUUGGUGCAAAAAAAAUAAACAU
Molecule: messenger RNA, 1113 nt
Organism: Thalassophryne amazonica
Lineage: Eukaryota; Metazoa; Chordata; Actinopteri; Batrachoidiformes; Batrachoididae
Gene: lhpp
Product: phospholysine phosphohistidine inorganic pyrophosphate phosphatase
Exons: 7
Coding region: 3-833 (276 amino acids)
Biological process (GO): dephosphorylation
Cellular component (GO): cytosol
Molecular function (GO): inorganic diphosphate phosphatase activity; phosphatase activity
Source: RefSeq, a predicted model, not a curated record